CUCCUGACGUCAUCGCCGCGCGCCGCCGCCUGCGCUUCUGCCACUUCGCGGGAGAAGUUGUUGGCGCCAAUGGAUCCCGAGCCCCGAUAACGGAUUCCCCCGUUAGCCGAGGGCCUGCCCACCUGCUCCUCUUCGAUCUUGGGGCUGCGAUGGACAUUCGGAAAUUCUUUGGGGUUAUAUCAAGUGGAAAAAAGCCUGUGAGUGAGAGCGUCAAGAAGAAUGAGAAAGUAAAACCUUCGGAGGGGACUGUCAAAGGGAAGAAGGGAGCCAAGGAGGUCAAGGCUAAUAACUCCAGUAAAGAGGAUGUCUCCAAACCAAAGCCGCACAAGAGGAAGAGGAUCAUCUAUGACUCAGAUUCAGAAUCAGAGGAGACAGUGCAGGUAAAAAAUGCUAAAAAGAAAUCAGAAAAAUCAGAAAAAUUGCCACUGUCUUCUAAACCUGGUAAAAUUUCUCGGAAGGAUCCUGUUACUUACAUUUCUGAGACAGAUGAAGACGAUGACUUUGUGUGUAAAAAGGCGGCCUCCAAAUCCAAAGAGAAUGGAGUGUCUGCAAACAGUCACCGCGGAGCAUCAACCGCGAAAAAGAAUGAAGAGACCACUAAGACCAAGAAUAAACCUUUAUCACCAAUAAAGCUUACACCAACGUCAGUGCUCGAUUAUUUUGGAACCGAAAGUGUCCAGAGAUCUGGAAAGAAGAUGGUGGCAAGCAGAAGAAAAGAGUCUUCUCAAAACAUGGAUGACUCCAGGUUAAAUGAUGAGGCCAUUGCCAAGCAGUUGCAGCUUGAUGAAGACGCGGAGCUGGAGAGGCAGUUGCAUGAAGAUGAAGAGUUUGCUCGAACGUUAGCCAUGUUGGAUGAAGAACCCAAGACCAAAAAGGCCCGAAAGGACCCUGAAGAGGGAGAAUCAUUUUCACCCGUCCAAGCUGAUAUAAGCAAAGCAGAAAACCAUAAAAGCCCUGAUAAAGAGCACUUCUUAAACGAAAGGAAGCCUGGCAGUCCUGCUCAGCCCAGCAGGGGUGGGUGCUCCAGAGGGUCUGCCCAGCCCUGCAGAUCGUCAGCUCGCCAGAGCGAAGCCUGUUCCUCUCCCAAGGCUAGCUCCAAGCUGGCACUUAUGAAAGCAAAAGAGGAAAGGUCCUACAAAGACACAGAGCUGACGGCCUCAAAAAGGAAAGAAAACGCCAUUGAACUCAAAGGAGAGAAACAAACUCCUAAGAAAACCAAAAGUUCUCCAGCUAAAAAAGAGGUAGGAACUUUACAGGGGGACCAGAGCUGUGCCAACAAGCUGCUGCGCUGGCUCCGGAACUGGCACCAGAGUUCCCCCGGAGAGAAGAAGCACGCAAAAUUCGGCAAACUUUCCAGCAAAGAUGACGGCUCCAGUUUCAAGGCAGCACUGCUCUCCGGCCCACCGGGCGUUGGCAAAACCACAACUGCUUCCCUUGUGUGCCAGGUGGGUGCGGUGGAAUGGUCAAAACUAAAUGCAAGUGACACUCGGAGUAAGAACAGUUUGAAAGCAGUUGUUGCUGAAUCCUUGAACAACACCAGCAUCAAAGGCUUUUAUACAAGUGGAACAACUCCUUCAGUAAGCUCGAAGCAUGCUCUCAUCAUGGAUGAGGUCGACGGCAUGGCCGGCAGUGAGGACAGGGGCGGAAUUCAGGAACUAAUAGGCCUGAUAAAGCAUACUAAAAUUCCCAUCAUUUGUAUGUGCAAUGACAGAAAUCACCCCAAAAUUCGCUCUUUGGUUAUGAGCAUGUGGUGUGCACAGAGCAAGGCACUGACUUACGACCAAGCCAAGGCUGACUCUCAGAGGGCCAAGAAGGACAUCAAACUGGGUCCAUUUGACGUUGCCCGGAAAGUGUUUGCAGCUGGAGAGGAGACUGCACACAUGUCCCUGAUGGACAAAUCGGAUCUCUUUUUCCAUGACUAUUCCAUAGCCCCCCUCUUUGUCCAGGAGAACUACCUCCAUGUGAAGCCUGUGGCUGCAGGGGGGGACAUGAAGAAGCACCUGAUGCUCAUAAGCCGGGCCGCAGACAGCAUUUGUGACGGUGACUUAGUGGACAGUCAGAUCCGGAGUAAGCAAAACUGGAGUCUUCUGCCCACACAGGCCAUUUAUGCCAGUGUUCUUCCUGGAGAGUUGAUGAGGGGCUAUAUGACUCAGUUUCCCUCCUUCCCAAGCUGGCUGGGGAAGUACUCCUCCACGGGCAAACAUGAUCGGAUUGUUCAGGACCUCGCCUUGCACAUGAGUCUCAGAACUUACUCCAGCAAAAGGACAGUGAACAUGGAUUACCUGUCACACAUCAGAGAUGCCCUUGUGCGACCCUUGGCCUCACAAGGGGUAGAAGGAGUUCAGCAUGUUGUCACACUUAUGGACACCUACUAUUUGAUGAGAGAAGACUUUGAGAAUAUCAUGGAAGUUAGCAGCUGGGGUGGCCAGCCCAGUCCCUUUUCCAGGCUGGAUCCCAAGGUGAAAGCAGCCUUCACAAGAGCUUAUAACAAGGAGGUCCAUCUGACCCCAUACUCACUUCAGGUAGUAAAGACAUUGAGACUCAGCACAGUGCAGGAAACUGCCUUAGACGGGGCGCACCUUAGUUCUAGGUCUGAGUCGGUGUCCUCUGCGCUGCCACCUCUCAAGGCUCUAAGAGGAGGCGUGGUUGGUGCCCUGGGGGCAGCGGUAGAGACCUGUGACCUUGCGUUUCUAAUUAAAUUGUGGGCAAAGAUUAUGCUGUCGUUUCGUUUACCUACCGUUUGUGUUAUCUCUCCUCCACAGAAAAAGACAAGAUCUUCAAAGCCUUCAAAACCAGAAAAAGACAAGGAGUCCAAAAGAGGAAAAGGAAGAAGCUGGAAGAAAUGAACCCGUUGUUGAGUUCCAAUAGCUGCUUUUCACUUACCCUCUCGGCUAGUCCAGCUGGUCCAGAGAACGGAAGCCUUCCCUUUGCCAGAGUAACCAUGUGUAGACAGUGGGGUGGGUGGCCUGCUGGUCCCCUUACAAAGGACGGUACAGCUAGACGGUCGGACUAGCCAGCUCUCACGCACCUCUUAUAGAGGUGCAGAGGACUGCCCCAGGCCUGCACUGUCCCUGCCCACCGAUUAGAUUGCUGGGAUCCAGGGUGACUGUAGACUCAGUACUCAGUCCCCACACAGGCUUUGAGCCGGAUGUUAGUUAACCAUAGCCAGUCUGGGCAGUGGAACAGAGAGGCAUCCUUGUAGCUUAAGUUUCUCCUAAUGGCCGUUAAGAGGACCAGUGCUGAUUUUUUUAAAAACAUGGUAGUUCUUAUUUUAUGGUGAAAUUCUGUAAAUAAACCUUAAUACAAAGCAGCUACCACCUGGAGCUGAGCAUUCUUGGUCCAUUUUCAGGUAUCUUGCAGAGUAUGAAUCAAGAACCAAAUGUCCAUGUAAUGCAUGGAUCAUUCUUAAGAUUGGCAUCUUGUACAGCCAGAUGUUACGCUGGUAUGUUCCUUCCCUGGUUACUUUGGUUGGAUUAAAACAUCCGGCAUACCCUGUGACUUGAGGGUCUGCAGGUGAGGAGCUAGAAUCCCAGCAUCCCUUUGCACUGACCACGUUGCUGCUGUAGUCUCAGAGGCCUCUUGGCUAGUCGGGUGUGCAGACACUGGACUGCCACACAUUCCUGUCUUCCUGCAGUCUCAGCCUUCGGGGGAAACCAUAGCGUCCAGGAUGGGGCAGAUUCACAGGCUGGUCCAUUAUGGCUGGAGGUACUGUCCGUGAUGGGGUUCAUAUCCCUACUGAAGUUUCCAAUGUAUCUAGAACUGUGCUUGUUGAAGGACCCUGGGGCCAUUGAUGUAACCUGGCCUUUAGGUGUUUAACUAUUUUUAAAUCAGCAAGUGCGCAGAGGACCAUGCUGCCUCUGUGAGGUAUAUGCCAAAAAGAAUAUAAGGACCAUGCUCUGCCCGGAGGAUGCAUGGCCUUGUUGGGAGAGGAGACAAAGUCCUGGAGACAUUGCAAGUGUAAUAACGAGUGUGAAAAAGUGUGUUUCCUGGAAAUGGGUUCAUUAUGGAAAUAAACUGCCCUGAAGCCUGA
Messenger RNA from Peromyscus maniculatus bairdii (prairie deer mouse), 4030 nucleotides. NCBI's taxonomy places the organism in Eukaryota, Metazoa, Chordata, Mammalia, Rodentia, Cricetidae. The record is from RefSeq and is a predicted model, not a curated record.